CACCAUCAUCUGCCACCAUGUCCGAGUCCAAGGGCCGUGUUCUUCUCGCGUACUCCGGGGGCCUUGAUACUUCGUGCAUCCUCGCAUGGCUGAUCGAGCAGGGCUAUGAGGUCGUCGCCUUCAUGGCUGAUGUCGGCCAGGAGGAGGACUUUGAGGCUGCCCGCAAAAAGGCCCUCGCCGUUGGCGCGAAGAAGUUCUUCCUUGAGGACCUCAAGCGCGAGUUCGUGACCGAGCUCAUCUACCCCGCGCUCCAGGCGAACUGCAUUUACGAGAAUGUCUACCUGCUCGGUACGUCGCUUGCGCGGCCGGUUAUUGCUCGUGGCAUGAUGGCCAUCGCGGACCGGGAGGGAUGCGACUUCGUCUCGCAUGGCUGCACUGGCAAGGGCAACGACCAGGUCCGCUUCGAGCUCGCGUUCUACGGUCUCAAGCCCGACAUCAAGGUCAUCGCACCUUGGCGCAUUCCUGAAUUCUACCACCGCUUUGCGGGCCGUCAGGCGCUCCUUGCCUACGCCGCCGAGAAGCAGAUCCCCGUCCAGCAGACCGCCGCGAAGCCCUGGUCGACCGACGAGAACCUGUUCCACAUCUCCUACGAGGCCGGCAUCCUCGAGGACCCCGACACCACCCCUCCCGCCGACAUGUGGAAGCUCACCGUCGACCCGCGUCAGGCCCCAGAAACCCCGCAGGCGCUCACGAUCGAGUUCGCAAAGGGUCUGCCCGUGAAGGUGACCGUGCCCGACGAGAACAAGGUGUACACGGACGGCGUCGAGAUCUUCCUCGCGCUGAACGCGCUCGCGCGCAAGCACGGCGUCGGGCGCAUCGACAUCGUCGAGAACCGCUUCAUCGGGGUGAAGAGCCGUGGGUGCUACGAGUCCCCGGGCGCGACGAUCCUACGCGCGGCGCACGUCGACCUCGAGGGCCUCACGCUCGACCGCAACGUGCGCGCGCUCCGCGACCAGUUCGUCACGAUCGAGCUCAGCAAGAUUCUGUACAACGGCCACUGGUUCACGCCCGAGCGCGAGUUCGUCGUCAGCGCGAUCCCCGCGAGCCAGCGUACCGUCAACGGUCUUGUGCGUCUCGAACUCUACAAGGGCAAUGUCAUCAUCAAGGGCCGCUCGUCCAGCGAGGGUCUGUACGACGAGAAGGAGUCCUCCAUGGACGAGCUCGGGGGCUUCGAGCCGACCGACACGACUGGCUUCAUCCAGAUCGAGUCCAUCCGCAUCAAAAAGUGGGCGCAGGCCAACAUCCGCAAGGGCCAGGCCGGCAUCGAGCCCAAGGAUGUCUACGGCAGCCGCGUCUAAGAUCUGAUUGGCGGGGCCUGAGGAGUAAAAGGGGUGGUCGAAUGGAGGCGGAUGUCAAAACUAUAAUGUAUCAUUACCUGCAGCGAUGCCAAUGUGACAAAAAUCGCGAUAUAGAGUGGAUGUACCUGAAUUGCGC
Trametes versicolor FP-101664 SS1 is the source of this 1434-nucleotide messenger RNA. Its product is annotated as argininosuccinate synthetase. Bases 18 to 1298 code for a protein of 426 amino acids. Gene Ontology annotation, molecular function: argininosuccinate synthase activity; ATP binding. Gene Ontology annotation, cellular component: cytoplasm. The record is from RefSeq and is a predicted model, not a curated record. NCBI's taxonomy places the organism in Eukaryota, Fungi, Basidiomycota, Agaricomycetes, Polyporales, Polyporaceae. Gene Ontology annotation, biological process: urea cycle; L-arginine biosynthetic process. The transcript has 9 exons.